AUGGAAGAAGAAACAGACCACAAGCUCCCAAACUUGAAAAUAUGCAUAGAUAAUACAGAAUCAGACGAAGAAAAACGGGAUGCUGUGUCUAUGAAUGUUGAGGAAGAGCUUGAUUACAAUGAAGAUCUUGAUAGCGAGGAUGGUUCGGGAGAGGAUGACGUAGAGUUUAACGUCCGCUUGGGAAAUUUGAAGAAAUCAGAUGUUGGAUCGAAACUAAAUGUGCAAGAUGACAGCAGAGUGAUCAAAUCAAAGUCAGAGAGUGAGGAAGGAGAAAUAAGUGACUCUAGUGAUGACACUCCGGUUGAGUUCAAUGUUAGAUUAGGGAAGACUCCGGUCAAGGGUCAAUCCACAGGAUUUCUUAAGAUACCUGAAAGCCAUGAUUCUCGGAGAGAUGAAUACCACAAUAAAAAAUCCAAACCCAAGGCAGAUAGAGCAAGAAGACUUGGUCUUGAAAUAUCUAAGAGGGAUCCCUCGAUCAAUCUCCAGGAGUUGUACAGAAGUUUGGGACUUGAGGAAGACAAAAUUGAUGAAGAUCAUCGUGGAAUUCGCUUGGAGGCCAUUCAUUUUCGUGGACUUAAAGACAUGAAUACAAAGGAUGUGUUUGAAUACUACAAAGAAUUCAAUCCUGGGAAUGUUGAAUGGAUCGAUGAUCAGUCAUGUAAUGUGGUAUGGCAAGAUCCAUUGUAUACAGCCAGAGCCAUGCUCAAACUGAGCAGGAGCUACGAGGAGGUCUUACGAGGUGACAGUAGGGCAGAGGAAACCUCAGACUUAGACACUGAUAAAGACAAAACAAAAGAACCAAGGAAGAAGAAGCUGGUGAAGAAACAGAAAAAGAAAGUCAGCAGCAGUAGUUCUUCUUCAUCCUCCUCCUCUUCUUCUAGCUCCUCAGAGGAUGAAGAUGAAUCACCAAAGAAGAGAAAGCCAGUAAAGAAGACAUCCCCCUCCUCAGCCAAAGUCAGAUCGCCGCCCAGCAAGGUGCCCCCUCAGAGUGAGAAGAAGACAGACUCACAGCCGGAGAAGAUGGAGGAAGAUGAAGAUGUGUUAGAUCUGAUGGAUGAUGGGGACAAGAUAGAAAAAGGAACCAAAGACAUGGAAGUCAGUGAAAAGGAUAAAAAGUCAGAAUCAACAAAAGUGAGCAGUAAAAAGAAGAAGCCAGUCAUGGAAACAAGUCAAAGGACAUCAAAGGAAAGGCAGUCUAGAAAAGACAAAGCCAAACAAUCAAAGAAAGCCAGGGAGUCCUCCAGCAGUAGCUCAUCGUCGUCAUCAUCAUCAUCGUCAUCAUCGAGUCGGUCAGGGUCAUCUUCAUCAUCAUCAUCUUCUUCGUCAUCAUCCAGUGGUUCCAGCAGUGGAAGCAGCAGUAGCUCUUCAUCUUCAUCUGAUGAGGAGAAAAAGACAAAGAAGAAAGAGAAAGUUGAAAAGCGAAAAAAGGAAAUGAAUGUCAAAGAGAAACUUAAAUCAACCAAUGAGAAACCACAAGACAUCCCAUGGCCUCCAGGGAAGUGGCGACUGGGCAAGCCUUACAAACGAAACAAAUAUCUCUUCCUGCGAUACGCCAUGAAAACUGAUAGGAAGUUACAUGGUAGAGAGUCCAGUAAAGCAUACCAGAAGUACAGCAGUCCUAAUUACACGGGCGAGAGAGGUCUGGUCAGCAAAUCAAGGAAAGAAACAUUCCGCUCAAAACAGCUCAAAGAACAGAGAGGGGAGGCCAGGACUGCUAUAGCGGCACAGCGGUCAACUAUAAACUAUAACGAUGUAGAUAUAUUUGGGGACGACACGGUUAAUAUCAAAAUGGACACAGAUGAUUUGGAAGAAUUUGGUGCCAAGCCCCAGAGUAAAAGGGAAAUAGAGGAGCGAUUGAGGAGUAUUCUGGGUGGGAAAACUCCCAAAGAGGAAGAGGUGGAGAGUGAGGAAGAGCCUCCUCCUCCAAAGGAGGAAUCCGAUGAUGACCUUGACCUGACAGAGGACACCAAGGUCCCCGAGGUGGAUGAGGAGGCAGCCCUAAUGGAGCAGGAGCUGGACAUUUUGCUGGCUUCACCUCAGAAGAAACGGACAAUGAGGAUGUAUGCUGAUGAUGUAGAAGAGGAGAGGAUCAAUAAGAGAUUACGUAAAUCAAAAGAGAGCCGAUCAAGUGAAUCUCCAGAGUUAUCGCGGUAUAGAGACUAUUCUCCAGAACCCCGCCGCCGAAAAGAUGCCAGGGAUAGAAUCUCUGGGAAAUCAGUAACCAUAACGACAUCUGGAAAUUCCUCUGGAGGAUCUGACCUCCGCAACAAACUGAAGGCCAGUCGAAGAGUGCCGUACAACAAGCCGUCAUCUUACGAUCGUUACCACGGAGUGAGGGUAGAGGUCAGGGACUGAGAUUUGGGGUCAAGGUCAUUUUGACAUUUCUAACAGAACAAUUUACUCAAAGGAAGACUAGUUUUUCUGACAAAGUAUUUUCAUAAUUUGUAUAAUUUUAAAAUUUGUUAUAUGAAAUCAAAUGUUCUGUUUAUCAUUGAUGUUUGUUUUUGCUGGUAAUUUAUUCUGUAAGUAUUUGUGCUGUUGAUUUGUGAUGUUAUGUAUUUUAAAGCUUUGAAUACACCCCAAACUUUGUGUCUUACAUGUAUAUAGAAAAUAGGUCAAAUUAUCAUUUUAUUUUUUAUCUUCUUUAAGGUUUAUUUUAUAACAAAUAUUCAGCUGAGCUGAAUAUUCCUGAUUUGUGAUCUAUUUUAAAAGUAACAUUUCAAGUGAUGUACAAU
Messenger RNA from Saccostrea cuccullata (small rock oyster), 2735 nucleotides. RefSeq names its product DNA ligase 1-like. Lineage: Eukaryota; Metazoa; Mollusca; Bivalvia; Ostreida; Ostreidae. The coding region runs from base 1 to 2355 and encodes 784 amino acids. Gene Ontology annotation, cellular component: nucleus. The transcript has 13 exons. Gene Ontology annotation, molecular function: RNA 7-methylguanosine cap binding; mRNA binding. The record is from RefSeq and is a predicted model, not a curated record.